This is a messenger RNA of Eurytemora carolleeae, 964 nucleotides long. RefSeq names its product forkhead box protein I1. NCBI's taxonomy places the organism in Eukaryota, Metazoa, Arthropoda, Copepoda, Calanoida, Temoridae. Gene Ontology annotation, molecular function: RNA polymerase II cis-regulatory region sequence-specific DNA binding; DNA-binding transcription factor activity, RNA polymerase II-specific. Bases 9 to 875 code for a protein of 288 amino acids. The record is from RefSeq and is a predicted model, not a curated record. Gene Ontology annotation, biological process: regulation of transcription by RNA polymerase II; cell differentiation; anatomical structure morphogenesis. The transcript has a single exon.
GGUUCAAUAUGGAGCACAGAACUUCUCCUGCUCCAUCCUUGCAAGCUCCAGUCUCUAGCUCUCAGGACACCGUGAGACUUCAGCAUCUUUACACCCUGGCUUUUGCAGAUAGGAUGAGACUUCUCCAACCCUUCUCUCCCUUCCCUCCUCUUCUAACACCUCCUAUGAUACCUAGGUUUGCUCCUCCUCCUGAUCUUGCCAUGUUUCCUAUGGCUAAACUUGAUCCACGCCUCUUUAGAAUACCAUUCCCUGAAGAACCUAAACCCCAGCACUCCUACAUAGGACUUAUAGCUAUGUCUAUUCUAAGCUCUGUGGAGAAGAAACUAGUGCUUGCAGAUAUUUAUCAAUAUAUUCUUGAUAACUUUCCAUAUUUCCGACACAGAGGACCUGGUUGGAGAAACUCAAUCCGACACAAUCUAUCUUUAAAUGAUUGUUUUAUCAAGGCUGGGAGAGCAUCUAAUGGUAAAGGACAUUACUGGGCAGUCCAUCCUGCGUGUCAACAAGAUUUCCAGAAAGGAGAUUUCAGCCGAAGAAAGGCUCAGAGACGGGUUCGGAAGUAUCUGGGUAUGAACGUGGGUUUGGAUGAAGAGGAUACUCCUCCCUCUUCUCCCGUCCUGGAUACCUCCGACAGGUUCGACUCCGAUGACAGUUUCAAGGUAGACUCUGGAUUUAUCAAGAUGGAACCCUCCUCCUCCUCCUCCUCCUAUACCUCAUAUGUGAUCCCAUGUUCUCCGACCAGAGAUCCAUCUCCACCCCCUGCUCCGAGUAAAACCCAGAGCUCCGAAACCUUGAAGAGAAGUUUCAGUUUUGGGAUAGAUUCCUUGCUCCAGAAAGAAGAUAAGAAACCUCGUUUGUAUCUCUUCAAAGGAGAAUAAAAUGAGAGGUUCUGUUCUUGAUGUUUCAACGUGAUAAUAAUUUUAUUUGACAAAUUGUAGAAUUUUAAUAAAUAAAUAUUUAAAUUCAA